This is a messenger RNA of Emiliania huxleyi CCMP1516, 554 nucleotides long. RefSeq lists its product as hypothetical. The record is from RefSeq and is a predicted model, not a curated record. Lineage: Eukaryota; Haptophyta; Isochrysidales; Noelaerhabdaceae. Bases 12 to 392 code for a protein of 126 amino acids. The transcript is spliced from 3 exons.
GAUACAGCAAAAUGGCGCCUACCACGACCGAGACCAUGAUCAUCGAGAUCGUCGACGAGUCCCUCGAGGCCGCCGGCAUCAGCCUCCCCUACAUCAAGAAGCAGCUGGGUGACAAGUACCCCGAGGACUUUGGCGAGAUGAACCCGAAAACGGCAAAGAAGGCGCGUCGCCACGCGUCGCCCCUUGUGGUGAAAGCCGUGAAGUCCGCGGAGGCCAAGUCGCUGAUUAAGAAGGCGGCGCGCGGCGAGAAAUGGCGCACGAUCCAAACCAUUCCCAAGGGCGCGAAGAAGCAGCCGGCGGCCAAGCCGCAAAAGAAGAAGGUCAAGGCGGCGGCCAAGGAGCCCGAGCCGGUCGUCGCGGACGAGUCCUCGGACCCCGACGAGGAGGAGUGAACGAUGCGCUCGACGCCGAGUCCCAAUCCGUUUGACCGUCUCAUGGGUUGGCUCUCAGACUCUCGCGAGGUGAGGGCCCAGCGUGGGAAAGGUGGGCGCGCCGCGCGUGCCCCCCCGUUUUGUGCUCGGUCUUUGUCUUCAAAAGGAAUCUCCUCCGCGUGU